AUGGCUGACCCUGGCCUUAGAGAAGGCAUUGUGCCACUCAAAAUCCAGCACAUCGACGCUCCAUGUCACAUUUACUACAAUAUCAUUGGCGAUUUAUCGAGCAACUCGCCUCGGCUGAUUGUACUUCACGGUGGUCCAGGCACUGGCCAUGAGUAUCUUCUUCCUACUGGAGAUGAGUCUUUUGGCAGGAAACUUUGCGACGGGCCGGGCUACCGCAUUCUAGGCCAUAGCUGGGGUCGCAGAAUCGCCGUCACUUUCGCAACCACCCAGCCCCGGGUGUUGCAACGACUGGUCCUCGCUAGCGGUAUAGCCAGCUCUCGAGGUUGGGUGGAGGGUAUCCAAAUCAUCCGCAGGCAGUUGCCGUCUGAUGCGCAAUUGGCGAUUGAUGAAGAGGAGCAGAAAGGCAAUUUUGAAAGUGCCCGCUUUAGAGAUGCGAUGAGCGUGUUUUUCCGCAAUUACCUCUGUCGCGCGAAGCCCUUUCCACCUAAGGAGCUUUUACCUGAGCGAGGACAAGACUCGGGACCAUCGCCUCUGGACUGCACAGGCUCCUUCCGGGACUGGUCCUGCACUCCGUACCUGCAUCAAAUUGCCGUGCCGACGCUUGUGUAUAACGGCGAGUUUGACACCUCGCAUGACAUAACUACAGUGCCUUUUUUUGAGCACAUACCUCGUGUAAGAUGGAUCACAUUUCCAGAUGCCGGACAUAUUUGCCAUCUGGAGCGACCGGAGCUUGCAUGGAAAGAGUUUAGAAUCGUCGGAGAGUUCCUGACGCAGAAGAAAUGA
Molecule: messenger RNA, 783 nt
Organism: Hyaloscypha bicolor E
Lineage: Eukaryota; Fungi; Ascomycota; Leotiomycetes; Helotiales; Hyaloscyphaceae
Product: alpha/beta-hydrolase
Exons: 3
Coding region: 1-783 (260 amino acids)
Source: RefSeq, a predicted model, not a curated record